GUAAUUUAAUAUAAACAAACCUCUUCAAAAUUUAUUUUAUUCUAGUUUUAUAUUUAUGUAAAUUUUAACAUAAAUUAAUGCAAUACAGUACCAAAAAAGUUUAACUUUUUUAAUACUGCCAAAACUACUACCACACUUUUUAAUUCGUUAAAUAAUCGUAAAAAACAUUAAUUGUUUAUCAUAGCUUGCGCAUCUGUAACCAAAAGUUAAGAAAAAUAUUGGGUUUUUUUGUAAUGAGUUAUUAUCUGUGAUAAAAAUGUUUGUACUUUUAUUUUACUAUACUUGCUGUAUGAAUAUAAAAAAAAAUUGGCUAGAUAAACCGACAGCAAUGCCGUCGUAUUACGAUUCUAAUUUACAUUUAUAUUUAAAAUAUAACAAUUUAUGUAGUUACAUUCUAGCUUUUUAAAUACGAGCAACAAAACGAACACGUUAUCUAUCCAGUAAUUUUUCUAAUUCUACACGUUUUACACGCAUGCUAAUUUGAAUGUUUUAAAGCGCAUUCCGUUUCACGGAUGAUACGGAUAAUGCAUCAUUUAACAUUGUUGUUUGAACGUUAAACAAGGAUAAAUAAUACGAUAUGUGCAUGAAAUAGAAUACGUCUUUAAACUCUUUAUAUUUAAGUCACGCACAUGCACGUAUAUCUUCAGCACUCAUUUGAAUACUCAUCGACAAAUUGUUAAUUUAAAUUAACGUAAAGAAUUCCAUCCUUCCCGUUCCGUGGCUAUGCCCAGACUGACUGAUGGAGACGAUAGCUGAAGCUAUAGGUUCAUUAAUAAUGCACCGCCAAAAUGUUCAGCAAAAAUGGCAACACUUUUCUCUCUGCGAUAAAUUUUUUUAGCAGUGCAAAAAAUGUCUACAAAUGUGCACUUUCUAUGUGAUAUAUUCAACGAUUUCACUUGCAUUGUCUCUUUAUCAUGUGCUUGAAAAUUUUUUAUCUUAUACGCAAUUGUAACAAUUCAUUUGCAAGCUCUUUAAUAGCAAAAUGAAGAAGAAUAUAAAACCAUAUAAAAAGGUACAGUUGUAUAUGUCGGUAAACUUCAAAUGCUCGUUUCACGAAUUCGCUAUUAUAAUUCAUGUAUUAUACCCUUUCACCAAAUGAAAACUUCAACGAGACGACAAUAGCAAAUGUUCUUUCUGGUUGUUGCAACAUUUAUGACCGCGCGAAGUAUCAUGUCUCAAGAAUUUCGUUAGAAAUAUGAAUUCUAGCAACCUUUAAACAGUGAAGAUAAUAUCAUUGAUGAAACAAGACCAGUAACGGUUUGAUCAAUGAAUCGUUUAAGCGAAUAUAUUGAUUUAGAAUGGGCGAUUGGUCUGCAUCGCUGUAUGUUGAAAAUUGUCGGUUUGUGGCCGCAACAAAGCAGAGAUCAGUAUAAAGAAUUCUUUUCGAAUUUUCGAAUGCUAUUUAAUGCUACAGCAAUGGUGUUCAUAUUAAUUAUACCGGCUUUAGCUCAAUUGAUUAAUGUAUGGGGUGAUAUGAUCCAGAUUAUAGAUAAUUUACAAAUCACCUUGCCAUUUUUAGUAACGGUACUUAAAAUCUUCAUUAUGUGGUUCAAGAAAAGAGAUUUAUUAUUGUUGACUAACAAGAUUAUGAAAGACUGGACGCGAGUGAAAAUGGAGGAAGAGCGAAAUGUCAUGCUAAAAAAGGCUAAGAUCACUCGCUUAAUCUUAAAAGUCGGGGUAUUUGUUACAGCUUUGGCACUGCUCAGCAAACUUAGCUCUGUAUUUUUUAAAGAAUACAUAUGGCAUGUGAACAAUCUUACUAAUCAUGAAAGAUCUUUACCGUUUCCUACAUACAACUGGUACGAUGUAGCCAGCAGCCCGAAAUACGAACUAACAUAUCUGGCACAAACAAUCGGCGCAACUGCUGUCGCUGUUACAUAUGUUGCGGUCGACAACUUUCUUGGACUACUGAUCUUACAUAUAUGUGGUCAGAUGGAGAAUCUGAAUUUGCGAUUACUGCAUUUGGGAAAGGAUCCGGAUUUCAAAGCGGUUUUAAAGUACAACAUUAAAGAUCACAUUCGCUUGAUCAGUUGCAGAUCUGUAGAAAUCAUCGAUGACACAUUCAAUUUAUUGCUGCUUGCCAUAAUAGGUUAUUUUUGCAUACUAUUCAGUCUUUUUGGAUUUCUAAUACUUACUGCUUUUAAUCAAGAUACUCAAUUAUCGAUCGCACAAAUGUCUUGGUACUUUCUCGGGAGUGUAACACUUUUAAUGCACACUUGUCUUUAUUGUGCGGUAGGCGAACAUCUCGUGAAUAAAUGUGAAGAGGUACAUAGCACUACGUAUGAAUGUGUAUGGUAUACUCUAGAGCCAAAAGCAGCAAGAAACUUGGUAGUAAUUAUGGUCUGUGCAAAGAAACCACUCAAUAUCACAGCGGGGAAAAUAUUCCCAAUGACAAUGUCAACAUUCUGCAGCUUAUUAAAAUCGUCGGCGGGUUAUUUAUCUAUGUUACUUGCCGUUCAAAAUUAAUGACGAAAAAAAAAACAGGAUAAAUUGGUACGUCUCUUGUAUAAUGUACGGUAUUAUAAUGUAAAAUUAAAAAUAAAUUGUUUACAUAAAUAG
Molecule: messenger RNA, 2559 nt
Organism: Solenopsis invicta (red fire ant)
Lineage: Eukaryota; Metazoa; Arthropoda; Insecta; Hymenoptera; Formicidae
Product: odorant receptor 43a-like
Exons: 7
Coding region: 1267-2466 (399 amino acids)
Biological process (GO): detection of chemical stimulus involved in sensory perception of smell; sensory perception of smell
Cellular component (GO): plasma membrane
Molecular function (GO): olfactory receptor activity; odorant binding
Source: RefSeq, a predicted model, not a curated record